Messenger RNA from Linum tenue, 1245 nucleotides. The record is from the annotation of a GenBank genome assembly. Lineage: Eukaryota; Viridiplantae; Streptophyta; Magnoliopsida; Malpighiales; Linaceae.
AUGGAAAAACAGCAAUGGAGGAGGGAAUGGCGCUCAGCCCUUAUCGUGAAAGUGUUAGGACGAACUUUUCCUUUCCCUGUCAUCUCUCGCAGGCUGGAAGUUCUGUGGGCUAAGUGUGGCUCCAUCCAGGUGUCGAGCUUAUCUUUUGGUUUCUAUGCAGUACGCUUUACCAGCCAGGUUGACUACGAACUAGCUGCGGCGGGUGGGCCAUGGAUGCUCGGUGAUUUCUAUAUCACGGUCCGACCCUGGCGAAAAAAUUUUAACCCGAAGCUAGCGGAAGUCGCCUCCACCAUGGUGUGGGCACGUUUUCCGGGCCUCCCACGUGAAUUUAUCAACAAGCAUGCAGUUGAGCGCAUAGCAGAGAAGAUUGGCAGACCUGUUCGUGUGGAUAGGGCAACUGAAUCAGGUGAUCGAGGGAAGUACGCCCGUGUCAGUAUUGAAGUCGAUCUCACGAAACCUCUUUUAUCGAAGUUUAAAAUUGAAGGGAUAACUUAUUACGUAGAGUAUGAAGGGCUUCACCGGAUCUGCACGGAAUGUGGCAAGUAUGGACACAUGAAAGUUACGUGCCCAAACUUGUUCAGAGAAUCAGCUCAAGGACCGCCAGCUGCUGAGACAGAAAGUGAAGCGCCCAUGGGUGACUAUGGGGAAUGGAUGAUGGUCAAGCCUCGAGGAAAGGGAGUGAGCAGGAACACUCAAGAUCUACGUCAAAACUUUGAAGGACAAAAAAAGGCCCCACAGGUGCAUAAGGAAAUGGGAUCGAGAUUCGCAGUUCUUGAUGAAGAGGAGCACAACGACAAGCAUGUUACGAUUGAUGCACAGCAAGAUGAACCAAACCGGGUAGUCGAUACCACAGCGCCAGAAGACACCACGCCAACUCAUCGAGAGGAAGCUAGCUCAUCCCUCCAUGGUCUGGCAGACUCAAAUAGCACAGCCCUCACGGGGAAGCACACGAAUCUGCGGGAGGAGAUUGGAAAGAGUGGUAUCCAUGGUGCUAAUGAAGCACUCCCUAAGAGGACCGAGUUGAGGCCAGCUCAAACGUUGGUGGUAGAAAAUAAUGGCAAGCAAGAGGAACCUCCUCGCAUGGUCACCCAGGUUUCCCCUUCGGAUGUGGGCAAAAUGAAGAAUCAAGUCCAGGCAAAAAAGAAUACAGCACACACAGUAGUGAAGAAACAAGUCGGAUCCCAAGCGAAGGGUCCCAGUACGAAGCAGGGCGCGGGGAGCCUAUCCCCUCCAGUUCAUAAAUGA